AUGCCAGGAACGGUGGCUGAUGGACCGAGUGUGUCCAUGUCUUUUGCGAACAACUUCUGGGGCAAGGAUGAUGCCGGCCUUCACCCCAUGCUUGAGCGCAUGCAUGGAUCUAAAAUCACGAAUGAUGAACUAAAGGCGUUCUACAAUGUCCGCGCUGCCAUCGAAGAUGAAUACGCCAGAAAACUCCAAGCACUGUGUCGCAAGUCACUUGGAUCGGCUGAAACAGGAUCGCUGCGUGCUUCACUUGAUGUGGUUCGCGGAGAAACCGAAGCUAUUGCGAAAGCCCAUGCGGCCAUCGCGACCCAGAUGAAGGGUGAAUUGGAAGAGCCGCUGGCUACCUUUGCCAGCGGACUCAAGGAAAGACGGAAGAUCAUUCAGGCGAGCAUUGAGCGUCUGCACAAGACGAAAAUUCAACAGACACAGGCCGUGAACAAGACUCGCGACCGCUACGAGCAGGACUGUCUCCGCAUCAAGGGAUAUCUUGCGCAAGGCCACAUGGUGAUGGGCCAAGAAGAACGAAAGAAUAAAGCAAAGCUUGAGAAGACCCAGAUCCAGCUGGCCUCCAACAGCAACGAGUAUGAAGCUACGGUCAAGACUCUUGAGGAGACAACUGGGCGUUGGAACAAAGAGUGGAAGCAGGCUUGUGAUAAAUUCCAAGAUUUGGAAGAAGAGCGUUUGGACUUUACAAAGAGCAGUCUCUGGACAUAUGCGAACAUUGCAUCGACAGUCUGUGUCAGCGACGAUGCUGCUUGCGAACGCAUCCGCCUCUCGCUUGAGAACUGCGAGGUGGAGAAGGACAUUGUUUACUUUAUCAAGGAACGCGGAACUGGCCAAGAGAUCCCGGAUCCUCCACGAUUUAUCAACUUCUGCAAAGAAGAUGCAAGUGAUGCUGGCUCAGAGAUGGGAGAGGACGGCUACUCCGUCGCUCAGUUCCAGCGCACUAUGAAUCCUGCGUUCCGCACAUCCUCCCCCCAGCCGUCUGCAUACGAGUCCCAUAACGACCCUCAGUCCGAUCUCGCGGGUCAAAUGGGCCACCCUGCUGCGGAGAAAGGGGCUCAGCAACCAGCGCCUCUCGAUCUUCGCAGAGGCGGCCAACUUCCUCCAAACUAUGACCCUGAUCAGCAUGGCGAGAUCAACACGAUUCCACAUAAUGCAUAUCCAACGGAUGGUAUGACCAUGUUCUGUCGAGCUGGCCCGCCUUCGGAGCGAUCUGCAACCAGCGCAUAUCGUCCAUCCAGCCGCGAUUCUCAGAGCGAAAUCUCCAACCCGACCUCUAUGUCGAGCUUUGACCAAGGCAGUACCCUCAGUUCCAAGUCUUCUCCCGUUAAAUCACCUGGCCCCGGGCUGCCAAGUGACGGAGGCGAUAAGCAGAUUCAGAAGAAGAGAAGCGCGUUUUUCAGCAACAGUCCUUUCCGCCGCAAAAGUCGCCAUGAAAAAGAGAGACCUAACAUUUCACCCUCGCCAGCCAGACAGAGUCCGAUCAAAGGAGCUCCCAUGCUUAAUGACGGUCGUGUGUCUGGAAGCCCAGAGCCCGUGGAUCCUCGCGCAAACUUCCAGCUCAAUGUUGGCAACAAUGUCUUUGAUGUCGCUUCACCUGACAAGAGCUCCCCCAGGAAGGGAGCGCAACCGAUCAAGAGCCCUGAGGAUGACCUCGACCCCAUCGCUCGGGCUUUGGCUGACUUGAAGACCACUGGCAAGCAGUCGACCUCUCGUGUGUCGGCCGAUAGAUACCAUGGUAUUCAGACACCAAAUCCGUCCGCCCCAAGCUCGGCCUAUGGUGGAGGCGCGUCAGGCGCACCUCCUCCGGCAUAUCAUGACCCCUCCGUGAAGCGACUUGAUGCUCCUCAGCCGGCUUUUACCUCCAAGCAGAUGCAAAAGACGACCCAGCGAUACACUGGCCAGACUCAGAAUAUGCUCCGAGGCGGAAACGGCAACUCUCAGGACAUUCCCCGUGCUCGAUCGCCAGCUCCAAGGCGCAGCGCCAGUCCCCAGGUCACCCCUCGUGCAGACACUCGAACAAGCCAGUACAGCGGUGGAGGAGGCAGCCCUAGCCCAACUUCAUACCAGUCCAACAGCAUGAACGGCCGUUAUAGUCAAUCCCCAACGCCGCGUCGAACCCAAGAUCCGCCGUACCCGGCCAACGAUUACAAUAGGGGAUCACCUGGUGGUCUUAACCGUGGUGUAUCUCCUCAGCCCCAGUUCAGACAGCAGGCUCGUCCCUCCAGCGCCGGGGGCAUGGAGCUGCAGUUGUCUGGCAACCAAGUUGAGAUGUACGGUGGUGGCAGCCGCGAAGGAUAUAACUCAGCUCGACAAAACGGCCGGCCAGUAUCUUACUACGGUGAUGGCAGCGGUGCGCCGCCUGGCCGAUCCAGGAGCCGCACCUUGGCUGUUGCCGAAUCAGGAAGGAAAUUCAGCCGCGAUGGACGCCCGGUUCUGCAUUUUGCUCGCGCAAUGUACAGCUACUCUGCCGCCAUUCCUGAGGAGCUCGGCUUCACCAAGGGCGAAGUGCUGGCUGUACUUCGCCUGCAGGAUGACGGAUGGUGGGAAGCUGAAGUCACCAGCACCCGUGCUCGCCCCGGUCUGGUGCCGAGCAACUACCUGCAGAUCAUCUAG
Penicillium lagena is the source of this 2613-nucleotide messenger RNA. Its product is annotated as formin-binding protein HOF1. The record is from RefSeq and is a predicted model, not a curated record. Bases 1 to 2613 code for a protein of 870 amino acids. Gene Ontology annotation, biological process: cytoskeleton organization. Gene Ontology annotation, cellular component: cytoplasm; cell division site; mitotic actomyosin contractile ring, proximal layer. Gene Ontology annotation, molecular function: protein binding; phospholipid binding. The transcript has 5 exons. Lineage: Eukaryota; Fungi; Ascomycota; Eurotiomycetes; Eurotiales; Aspergillaceae.